UAGGAAUACUCAUGGGAGGAUCAUGGUUUCUCAUUCCUUAACAGCCUCUAUCCUUUAUUGAGUGAAUUGCUUGAUGAAAAGUUUAAAGUGGCAUCAGAAAUGACAUACAGACAUGUUGGUGCAACAAAAGACAUAGACACCAAACCAUUUCGAGAGGCAACCUGGUACUACAUUCAGUCGAUAAAAGGGAUCAGACAUGAUGACUACAACUAUGGCAAAGUCAACAAAGUACUUUCAAUCAAAUAUAAGACAUACAUUAGAAUGGUUGCUUGUUUUCCAGAGAAAGUGAGCUUGUUUGAUUUUCACAACUGUAUGGAUGGACUACAGUUCAGCGAAAAGGUACAUGUCAAUGUUUUAGUGAUGGAGGCAAGAUUACAAGCAGAACUUAUAUACUCACUAAAAGCACUAAUGAGUCACAUGAAAUAAAUAAUUAUAAUUAUAAUAUUUAGUCAAUUAUACCAGAAUUUUAGAAAU
Messenger RNA from Amphimedon queenslandica, 474 nucleotides. RefSeq names its product sestrin homolog. The coding region runs from base 100 to 426 and encodes 108 amino acids. Gene Ontology annotation, cellular component: nucleus. Gene Ontology annotation, biological process: regulation of response to reactive oxygen species; positive regulation of macroautophagy; negative regulation of TORC1 signaling. The transcript is spliced from 5 exons. Gene Ontology annotation, molecular function: oxidoreductase activity, acting on peroxide as acceptor; L-leucine binding. NCBI's taxonomy places the organism in Eukaryota, Metazoa, Porifera, Demospongiae, Haplosclerida, Niphatidae. The record is from RefSeq and is a predicted model, not a curated record.